Molecule: messenger RNA, 1815 nt
Organism: Talaromyces marneffei
Lineage: Eukaryota; Fungi; Ascomycota; Eurotiomycetes; Eurotiales; Trichocomaceae
Exons: 5
Coding region: 1-1815 (604 amino acids)
Molecular function (GO): oxidoreductase activity, acting on CH-OH group of donors; flavin adenine dinucleotide binding
Source: RefSeq, a predicted model, not a curated record
AUGCCGAAGAGUAACCAUAUCCCAAAAGAAGUCGACAUAGUGAUUGCUGGAGGAGGAACGACAGGCAUCGUUGUAGCCUCGAGGCUUGCCAAAGCGGAUCCUAAUCUGUCAAUCCUCAUACUUGAACAUGGCCCCGAUGUUCGCGACAAUCCUCAAGUUGUGAAUCCCGCAUUAUUUCCCACCAACCUCCUUCCUGGAUCGAAAACGGCUACAUUCUACACUGCCGAGCCUUCUGAGUAUCUAAACGGUAGACAGUCUAUUGUUAUGACAGGAGGAUGUCUUGGGGGAGGCAGCUCGAUUAAUUUCCUUGUUUACGUUCGGCCGCAGGAGAUUGACUUUGAUGAUUGGAAAGCAGAAGGCUGGUCAGGCAAGGAGAUGAUCCCAUUCUUUAAAAAGUUUGAAAAUUUUCAAGAUACCGAUCCGGAGGUUGAUACAUCGAUACAUGGCUAUGGUGGAGAGUUGAGUGUUGGACCGGGCUUAAAUGCGCAGGAGGAGUUGCAACAAGACUUUUUCCAGGCUUGUGAGGCCCUCGGUAUUGGCAGAGUGGCCGAUGUUCAGGAUUUCAAAACAUCGAAUGCCGUUGGAAAAUGGAACAGUUGGGUCGACAAAAACGACGGACUCCGUCAGAAUGUCCCCCGCGGUUUUCUAUAUCCUAUACUGGACGCCAAAAACACAGGGCUACAGGUUGCCACCGAAGUAAAAGUUGGACGAAUUUUAUUUGCGAAGGACACGAAUCGUGCUAAUGGAGUGGAAUAUUUCAUUGGCAAGGAUUCUGAGCCCGGGGUUGUUUAUGCUCGCAAACAAGUUAUUCUGGCUGCGGGUGCACUUGGGUCACCACAAAUCCUUGAGCGCUCAGGCGUGGGGGACUCAAGCCUGCUUUCACAGUUACGUAUCCCUAUAGUCAGUGGUCUACCAGGUGUUGGGUCAAGUUAUCAAGACCAUAAUCUGGUAUUAUACACUUAUAAGUCCACGGCAACAAAAGAACAAACCAUAGACGGAAUACGCAGCGGACGGCUUAGCAUUGAAGACGCAUACAAACAGAAACUUACUGCUCCAGACCGGUACAUUCUCGGUUGGAACGGCUUUGACUGUUUCGGAAAACUGCGACCAUCGGAAGAGCAGAUAAAAUCGUUCGCUCCUUCUCUGAAAGAGUUAUAUGACAGAGAUUUCAAAGACCGCCCAGAGAAGCCGAUGAUGCUAUUUGCCAUCCUUGCCGGCUACCUCAGUGACCACUCAACUAUCGAAAGCGGACAAUACUUUAGUUGUGUGCCUUACACUGCUUACCCUUAUUCUCGGGGCUCGAUUCACGUGAAAUCUACCUCUCCAUUUGACGUCCCAGAAUUCAACCCAGGCUUCUUCUCUAACGCAGCGGAUGUUGAGCAGAUGCUGUAUGGCUACAAGCUUCAGCGAGAAGUUGCGCGACGCUUGGCGCAUUAUCACGGGCCUCUGGAAAUAACACAUCCCAAAUUUCCUCCCGGGUCAAAAGCCUCCUAUGAGCAUGUGGACGCUCUUUCUGCCGAAAGGGGAUUUCCUGUGCCUAUUGAAUACACCGCAGAGGACGAUGAUGCUAUUAGAGAUUUUCUUCGUCAAGCAGUCGGGACGACAUGGCACAGUAUGAGCACGUGCUCCAUGAAGAAACGUGAGCUAGGUGGCGUUGUCAACGAAAGGUUGAACGUAUAUGGUGUUGAAGGGUUGAAGGUUGUCGAUCUCUCAAUUUGCCCUGAAAAUGUCAGCGCUAAUACCUACUCGACGGCCCUAGCCAUCGGAGAGAAGGCUGCUACCCUUGUGGCUGAAGAACUGGGCAUCACACUUUAA